Paramormyrops kingsleyae is the source of this 1562-nucleotide messenger RNA. The record is from RefSeq and is a predicted model, not a curated record. NCBI's taxonomy places the organism in Eukaryota, Metazoa, Chordata, Actinopteri, Osteoglossiformes, Mormyridae.
GUAAAAAGCCUCAGUCUCAUUUUUCCCUCUAUAAAGGCAGCACUGUCUGUUAUAUUUCAACACAUACACCCAUGGUACAACUGCGGAAUUGGUGUUUUUCUGUUCUACUCUAAAAAAGUGUAUUCUGUUCCAAUGCAUCAAACAGUGGAUUUUGUACUUCUAUAUUUACAUAGGUCAGCCAGAUGAACACAUACAAACCAGACCACAUCAAAGCCAAGGCUAGGCACAGGUGUUUCAUCCUCAUCCUGUGCUUUCGUUUAGCCCUGGGUGAUGUGCCUGGUCCAUGUCGACACUCUGCAACAAAGGAUCGUCUUCUGAAUCUCAAGCAUCUGAUUGCAAACCAGUUGCAAAAUGGCUGCUUAUUAAACUACACAUUUACAAACCGUCAGAAUCUGAGCGAAAUCUGCUAUGUCAAAGCAGCCUUUCCCCAAAUCCUGGAUCUUCUCAAGAGUCACUUCAAGUAUGACCGGAGUUCGGAUAAUUUUCGUUAUGUCAAUGCAUUAACAAAUAUGAUCUUCAAUAUCUACUCUCAAAAAUGUAUUCCUGAAAUUAACGAGGAAUAUGAGGAUCAUCCAGUGAAAUUUACCAAAGCCUACAGCAGUUCUCCACAAGAGGUGCUAGAAAAAGUUCAAGAAGUCAUCAUGAUGUACAUGGACUUGAUGACAGAGAAUAAUGCACCAGUUAACUGGAACUGUGCACAAGAAUAUGCCAAAGAUUACCCAGAAUCCAUCACAGGGUCCACCCAGAGUAUAGGUCAAAGACAGGGUGGCUUCCCACUUAAUAAAGAACAAAACUCAUCAAGUGUUGGUGACUCAGGGAAGGAAACCCAGAGCAACACAUCAGAGCACAAUAUGUUUUAUAAAACAGCCUUCAUACUGGCUUUAGUAUGUGGAGGACUGCUGCUAACAGCUACUGUCUACUGUUAUAAAAAGAAACUCCAAAUACUUCAUAACAUCAAACUGACUGAAAACCAGAGCAAAUACACUGCAAUAAUUACAGCUGAACUUUUGAACAUCAAAAUUCGCUGUAACUGAUUAAUUCAACAUGGAAAUUUAUGAAAUACUUUUAUUGUUUAAACAUUGUCUGAUCUGUAUGUUAGAGUUUACAAAAUGUUUCUUUUGUAGAUUUAUUUGUGUGGUCUUCAUUUUGUAAAACUCCCUUUUUGACUAAUUAUUGAACGUUGUGCAGUUCUCUCAUUUGGUGCAACCAUAUGAUCAUAUGGCGUAAACAAAAGGAACUGAAUUAAAUCAAAAAUUACAUUUUUAAUUACUAGGGAUCAAAUAUGAAUCACAGUGAUGCCAUAUGUGUAUGUUGAUAGCAUUGUUAUACCAUUUUCAUUCAUUUUAUGGGUUUUAGAGUAAAAAUUGGUUUGUAGAUUCUAAGAACACCAGUGAAAGGUGAACAUGAAUCUAUAAUUGAUAAAAGAAAAAAGAAGGAAACCAUCUUUUUCAGGACAACUUAUUGUACUACUGAUGCUUUGUUAAAACAUUAUGCAUAUAAAGAAAAUAUAUUAUUUUUAGAUUUGGUCUCACCACAUAUUUUUUUUAAUGGCAUGGAAUGUA